Verticillium nonalfalfae is the source of this 807-nucleotide messenger RNA. It is a transcript of the gene PRE6, whose product is annotated as Proteasome subunit alpha type-4. Gene Ontology annotation, cellular component: proteasome core complex, alpha-subunit complex; proteasome core complex; nucleus. The record is from RefSeq and is a predicted model, not a curated record. Bases 1 to 807 code for a protein of 268 amino acids. Gene Ontology annotation, biological process: ubiquitin-dependent protein catabolic process. NCBI's taxonomy places the organism in Eukaryota, Fungi, Ascomycota, Sordariomycetes, Glomerellales, Plectosphaerellaceae. The transcript has 5 exons.
AUGGCUUCAGGAUACGACAGAGCGCUCUCUGUCUUCAGUCCCGACGGACACGUCUUUCAGGUCGAAUAUGCCGGCGAGGCCGUGAAGCGAGGAACCUGCGCCGUCGGCGUCAAGGGCCAGGACGUUGUCGUCCUCGGCUGCGAGAAGCGCUCCGCGAUGAAGCUCCAAGACACCCGAAUCACACCCUCCAAGCUCCAGCUCCUCGACACCCACGUCUGCCUCGCCUUUGCCGGCCUCAACGCCGACGCCCGCAUUCUCGUCGACAAGGCGCGGUUAGAGGCCCAGUCUCACAAGCUGACCGUCGAGGACCCCGCUUCGAUCGAGUACAUGACCAAGUACGUUGCCGGCGUGCAGCAGCGCUACACACAGAGCGGCGGUGUCCGCCCCUUCGGCAUCAGCACCCUCAUCGUCGGCUUCGACAACGGCAGCAAGGUCCCCAGGCUGUACCAGACCGAGCCCUCGGGCAUCUACUCAGCAUGGAAGGCGAAUGCCAUUGGCCGCUCCAGCAAGACGGUGCGUGAGUUCCUCGAGCGCAACUACAAGGACGACAUGGACCGGGAGGCGACCAUCAGGCUGGCCAUCAAGUCCCUGCUUGAGGUCGUUCAGACGGGUGCGAAGAACAUUGAGAUUGCCCUCAUGGCCCCUGGCAAGACGAUCGAGAUGCUGCCCGUGGAGGAGAUUGAGAGCUAUGUCAAGAACAUUGAGGAGGAGAAGCAAGAGGAGGCGGCCAAGAAGAAGACGGGCCGCACGCCGGGUCAGGGCACCGCCGCCAUUCUGACGCGGCCUGCGGAGGGAAGUGACGAGUAG